Molecule: messenger RNA, 1464 nt
Organism: Contarinia nasturtii (swede midge)
Lineage: Eukaryota; Metazoa; Arthropoda; Insecta; Diptera; Cecidomyiidae
Exons: 3
Coding region: 88-1134 (348 amino acids)
Source: RefSeq, a predicted model, not a curated record
AAACACAACAGUUCGAAUGAAGUAUCAAAUCACAUUCAUUCUUCUUCGCAACAAAUAGUGCAACCUAUAUUAAAAGUGUUGAUAAAAAUGAAGUUUCUGAUUCUCUUUGUUUCCAUUUUUGUCGCUGUUUGUUCAGCUGGAAAUUUAUAUGCGACGGAUCUAUCAUCAUUGCAAUCAAUUUUUGCAUUGCGGUCGGACACUGCGAACACGAAACCAAAUGAUUACCCAUCGUUCACGACGUCCGUGCAAACACCAAUUUCAGCUUCUUUUUUGCCACAAAAUGAUGAAUCUAGUGCCAAGUUGAAUCAACAUUGGCACGAUGAACAAAUCGGUACAUAUUUACAUGCACUACCCCAAGUUUUAACACAGCAGUGGGUAAAUCAACACAUACUGCCUGAAGUUUCAACACAACAGUGGACAAAUCAAAACGUAUUACCUCAAAUUUCGACACAACAAUGGACAAAUCAACACCUAUUACCUCAAGCUUCAACUCAACAGUGGUCAAAUCAACAUUUAUUUCCUCAAGUUUCAACACAGCAGUGGGUAAAUCAACACGUGCUGCCUGAAGUUUCAACGCAACAGUGGACAAAUCAAAAUUUAUUACCCCAAGUUUCAACACAGCAAUGGACAAAUCAACAAUUAUCUUCAGCGCACAAUCCUUCGGGUAUUUCUUCUACGCCUCAAUAUAGUGAUAUUAAUUCAAAAUAUCAAGGUUGGCCGAGCGAAAGCAUAUAUACACCGUUAGUUUCAUUAGCGCAUACGUCAAUAACAUCUACUCCUGUAUUACACCAUCACCAUCAUCAUGAAGAUGUCAAUGCCAAAUAUUCGCAUCACUGGCCAACUGAACAAUUGCACAUGCCUGUAACUUCUUUGGCGCCGGCAUCACCCACCACCAUUCUAACACAACCGGUUGCCGUUGAAAAACAAGUUCCUGUUAUUGUACCAGUUCCAGUUGAUCGAGUCCAUGAGGUUGUUAAACAUGUUCCCGUUUAUUUGCACAAAAAAGAACCCGAAAGUUAUUGGAAAUCGUCACCAAGUACACAUUUUGAAGUCAAACGGCAUACAACUCGCCUUAAUCCAGUCUCGAAUCUCGGUGGAGUUUAUAUUAGAAAAAGAGCACAAUUUCAAAUCUAAAAUUCAUCGUUCGAAAAUGAAACCAAAACAAACAAACAUCGCACUGUGAAUCAUUGUUUUAACCGGAAAAUGAAUAAUUUAUAAUCUAUUUAUACAUAAUAUUAUUUUGGAAAAUGUCCGAAUUUACAUUUUUGCCACCUUUUUGGUGAAUAAAAUUUUAAGUCAAUAUUCAAGUUCAUUAACGUCAAUAUAUGCCUAUAAACAAAGAUAUAUCUUGUUCAAUCGAAGAUAAUUAUGCAGUCUUGAUUUAUGUUGUGCAGAAAUUGAAUAUCAUAUCAAAUAAAAACAAAUAAAUGAUGGAAGCCAUUACACCUCAUUUUGAAUUAUGUU